Messenger RNA from Rubroshorea leprosula, 976 nucleotides. Lineage: Eukaryota; Viridiplantae; Streptophyta; Magnoliopsida; Malvales; Dipterocarpaceae. The record is from the annotation of a GenBank genome assembly.
UUAUCCUUGAUGGAAAAUAAUUUACAGGGAAGUAUACCAGCAGAGCUUGGAAAACUUCUAAACUUGGAAUUCCUACAGCUUUCUCAAAACAAUUUUUCUGGGGAGGUCCCACUUUCCAUUUACAAUUUAUCGUCACUGUAUCUACUUUCUUUCGCAAAGAACCAGUUGCAUGGUAGAAUUCCAUCUGAUGUUGGCUUCACUCUUCCUAAUCUUCGGUAUUUCUAUGUCCCUCUAAAUCAUUUUUAUGGAGAGAUACCAGCUUCUUUUCUAAAUGCUACCAAAUUAGAAAUGCUUGAAUUAGGGAAUAACAAUUUCAGUGGCGUGGUACCUUCAAACCUUGGAAGCCUAAGGAAUCUUCAAAUGCUAUAUCUCAUGGGAAAUCAGUUGGAAAGUGUAGAAGGAGAAGGUUUAGGUUUCAUAACUUCUUUAACUAAUUGCACCAACCUUCGCCGAUUGAGACUUGACGGCAAUAAUUUCGAAGGUGUAUUACCCCUUUCAAUUGCCAAUCUUUCAACUAAGCUUGAAAUGUUCGCCAUAGGUGCAAACCUACAGAUUUCAGGUAAAAUCCCCAAAGAGAUUGGGAAUCUGGUUGGCUUAGAGUAUCUGGUUAUAACUGCUUCCAGUAUUACAGGUGAAAUUCCUUCUUCUAUAUGCAAACUGGAAAAGCUAUCUGAUCUUGAACUACAGGCGAAUAGAAUUUCAGGGCCAAUUCCAUCCUUGCUUGGAAAUCUCACCCAACUUCAAUAUCUUAACCUAGAAGACAACAAUUUGAAGGGCCCGAUUCCUCCUAGUUUGGGAAAUUGUACACAACUUGAACAUCUUUACCUUGACAACAAUUCCUUGGGGUAAUAAAAAAUUUCUCUCAUUUCAGCCUUCUUUUUUUUAGCAAGAUUAUGAUGUUUAAUUAAUUGUUAAUAUAAAACUUCUCCUAGUUACUUUUAUAUGCUAAAGGAAAUAAUACAUCAAUUUUAUAAGU